AUGAACCGAGUACUUGUGCGUUGUAUGACCGCGAGCUGGCCCAGUGCAUUGCGGCAACGGACGCCGAGUCUGUUCCGUCGGGUCGCGGGGCCCGCUGGAGAGCUCGUGCAAAUGGCUCCACAGGCGGCACACGAUCGAGGUAGGCGAUUGUUGGCGAGUGCAGCUGGGACGUUUCCAGCGGAUCGGAAGUACAUGAAGUCCCACGAAUGGGUCAAGGUUGAGAACGGCACCGGGACGGUUGGCAUCACGAGUCACGCUGCAAGCCAGCUCGGUGAUAUCGUUUUCGUGGAUCUUCCAGCAAUCGGCUCGCAGCUUGAGAAAGGAGCGACGUUCGGGGCCGUGGAGUCUGUCAAGGCUGCGAGCGACGUGUAUUCCCCUGUGAGCGGCGAGGUGGUUGAAGUCAACGCGGUGCUGAGUGAGGACCCCGCCCAGGUGAACAAAGACCCGCAUGAUGCUGGCUGGAUGAUCAAAGUACGGGUGAGCAAUGCCGAUGAGCUUCAGGAUUUGAUGGAUGCGAAGGCGUAUGAGGAGCAUGUGGCAUCCGAGCAUCACUAG
Molecule: messenger RNA, 555 nt
Organism: Cyanidioschyzon merolae strain 10D
Lineage: Eukaryota; Rhodophyta; Bangiophyceae; Cyanidiales; Cyanidiaceae
Product: similar to glycine cleavage system H protein
Exons: 1
Coding region: 1-555 (184 amino acids)
Biological process (GO): glycine decarboxylation via glycine cleavage system; protein lipoylation
Cellular component (GO): glycine cleavage complex; cytoplasm
Source: RefSeq, a predicted model, not a curated record